AGCAGUUCUUUGCUCUUCUGACACGUAGCAACCGGUCCAGUACAGGGUCCUUAGCUGAGUUUGGGGGGUUUGGGGGGCUACCAGAGCUACCGCCGCCGCCGCUGCCUCCACGUUUGAUCAUUUGCAAUGUCAGGCUUUGAUAAUUUAAACACGGAUUUCUACCAGACAAGUUACAGCAUCGAUGACCAGUCACAGCAGUCCUACGAUUAUGGAGGAAGUGGAGUACCCUAUAGCAAACAGUAUGCUGGCUAUGACUACUCGCACCAAGGCCAGUUUGUCCCCGCAGACAUGAUGCAGCCACAACAGCCAUACACCGGGCAGAUUUUCCAGCCAACUCAGGCAUAUACUCCAACUACACCUCAGCCAUUCUAUGGAAACAACUUUGAGGAUGAACCACCUUUAUUAGAAGAAUUGGGUAUCAAUUUUGACCACAUCUGGCAAAAAACACUCACAGUUUUACAUCCCUUGAAAGUAGCAGAUGGCAGCAUCAUGAAUGAGACUGAUUUGGCAGGACCAAUGGUUUUUUGCCUUGCUUUUGGAGCUACAUUGUUACUGGCUGGCAAAAUCCAGUUUGGCUACGUAUAUGGAAUCAGUGCAAUUGGAUGCCUAGGAAUGUUUUGUUUAUUAAACUUAAUGAGUAUGACUGGUGUUUCAUUUGGUUGUGUGGCAAGUGUCCUUGGAUAUUGUCUUCUUCCUAUGAUCCUGCUUUCCAGCUUCGCAGUGAUAUUUUCUUUGCAAGGAAUGGUAGGAAUCAUUCUUACUGCUGGAAUUAUUGGAUGGUGUAGUUUUUCAGCUUCCAAAAUUUUUAUUUCUGCAUUAGCCAUGGAAGGACAGCAACUUCUAGUAGCAUAUCCUUGUGCUUUGUUAUACGGAGUCUUCGCCCUAAUUUCCGUUUUUUGAACUGAAUUUAUCUGGGAUGUAGACAUCAUUGGGCCAAAUAACAAAAAGGACUUUGAACUCUUCAAUCGGACCAGCAAAUGGCUACAGUGCAACUCUCAUGCAGAUCUAAUGUUUGACUCUUGGAGCAGUGGAAGUAAAUAAGUAUCUUUGGUUCAUUUUUAUAGAACUUUUGAAUACUAUAUUGGAUUUAUGCAGUAUGACUAGAUUUAAAAGGUGUUUGUGCUUAUACAAAUAAGAAGUGCUAUUUCUUUCCUGUUCCUGCAGCCUUAGAAAAACAACCUUUUCCCUUGCUAAUUGUAUAUUAUAGUGUUUUUGAUCGAUUUUUAUCAACUGUGGGAAACUAACCACAGAGCUGAUAUCUUAAAAACAAUCCAUAGUAGAGAAGACACAGGACUUAUUGGAGAAAUAUUUUUCCAAGUAAUUAGGAAAGAAAACUUGCCUGUAUUGUUGAGUCAGAUGCAAUUGAAGCAAAAAAGUGAUCCCAAUGUGAAGUUUUAUGAGUUUGCCCUUCAGAAAUUUGAUGUUCCUCUAAAUUAUCUCAUGGAAUUUUGGCCAAAAUUCAGCAAUACAGGUAGUUCACAGUCUACCUUAUUGUAGACAUGGAAUGUGAAUAUCUGUUUAAAUAUUAGCAUUAGCUAAAACAUAGUGACCUAGACUGGCCACAUUAAUGUUAUAGUUGGAUUUCCAUGUUUCCCAGGAAAAAGAUAAUCACUAACCUUCUUUGAGGAAAAUAUUUAAAAUGUCACAAUUUCAGUAUUGCAGUUCCCAAUGUGAAGUGUGUUUGAUGCUUAUUGAUUAAAAUUUUCCCAAU
Molecule: messenger RNA, 1711 nt
Organism: Budorcas taxicolor (takin)
Lineage: Eukaryota; Metazoa; Chordata; Mammalia; Artiodactyla; Bovidae
Gene: YIPF5
Product: Yip1 domain family member 5
Exons: 6
Coding region: 127-900 (257 amino acids)
Biological process (GO): endoplasmic reticulum to Golgi vesicle-mediated transport; vesicle fusion with Golgi apparatus; regulation of ER to Golgi vesicle-mediated transport
Cellular component (GO): membrane; trans-Golgi network
Source: RefSeq, a predicted model, not a curated record